AUGGCGAAGCCUGCGGCGGAACAGGUCGAGUUCCACGAAACUACCCACAAGGGUCUCAACCCGGAACAGGAUGCCCUCUACCAGGCGUAUGUUUCCAAAAGCCCAGAGUGGCAUCAGAACAUGACGCGCAGCCUUCUCCGAAAAGUCGACCUGCAUCUCCUGCCGUUCCUGAUUGUCAUGUAUCUCCUUAACUUUCUAGACCGCAAUAAUUUAUCGCAAGCGCGCCUAGGAUCACUAGAGGAGGACCUAGGGAUGAAAGGCACCGACUACAAUUUAGCCACGAGUAUUCUGUUCGUCGGAUAUCUGCUCAUGCAGUUGCCAUCUAAUCUAUUCUUGACUCGCGUCCGGCCCUCGUUGUUUCUAGGCAUUGCCAUGGCCAUUUGGGGUGUCAUCUCCGCUUGCCAAGCGGCCACGCAGUCAUUCUCAGGACUGGUUGUCACGCGCUUCUUCCUCGGAUUUGUCGAAGCGCCAUUCUUCCCUGGAGCUGUGAUGUUGAUGUCAAGUUGGUAUACUCGGCAAGAGCUGAGUCACCGGAUUGCGUGGUUCUACGCUGGAAGCUCUCUAGCUAAUGCCUUCGGAGGCUUGAUUGGGGCAGGAGUACUAGCCAAUCUCAACGGAGCGCACAAUAUCGCGGCUUGGCGAUGGCUUUUCAUCAUAGAAGGGUCCAUCACGGUGGGAGUCUCACUUUUUGCUACGUUCUUUCUUCCCAACUAUCCCGCUACAACGUCCUGGCUGGACGAACAGGAACAAGCCUAUGCCCAGUGGCGGUUGAUUCAUGAUGCCGGAGAGGCCGAUGAUGUUGGCUCUACCACUAUCAAGGAGGCGCUCGCGCUUGUUUUUGCCGAUAAACGCAUCUAUCUUUUCAUCUUGCUACAGCAUACUUCGCUCCUGUCGCAAAACUUUCAGUACUUCUUCCCGACUAUCGUGCAAGAGCUAAAAUAUAACAAUAUCGUUACACUUUUGAUCACGGCUCCGGUCUGGAUUGCGACAUUUCUGGUCUCCUUGUUGGUGACGUGGACAUCGGGCAAGACAAAUGACCGCAGUAAACACAUCAUUGCCCUAAUGCUGGUUAGUGUUGUGGGGUGUGUGAUUGUAACUGCAUCCACAAACACGGGCGCCAAAUUCUUUGGCAUGUUCUUAAUGCCUAUGGGUGCAGUUUCUGCCUACCAGAUCAUUCUCGCGUGGAUCGCCAACUCUUUCCCUCGUCCAUUCGUUAAAAGGUCUGCUGCAAUUGCCUUGGCUAAUAUGAUUGGCAACACGGCUUCCAUUUACGGCAGCUACAUGUGGCCGGACUCUUCGGGUCCUCGCUAUAUUCCGGGCGGUAGCGCAACUGCUGCCAUAGCAUUUCUGGUAGCAGUAUUGGCGCUAGUCAUUCGGUUGGUUCAUGUGCGGAUGAACAAGCAUCUUGAAGAAGCGGAGACUGCUCGAGGAGAUUUGGCUGUCGGCACUAACGAUUUGGAGACUCGAGCUGUCGGGUUCAGGUACAUUCUCUAG
Molecule: messenger RNA, 1494 nt
Organism: Penicillium lagena
Lineage: Eukaryota; Fungi; Ascomycota; Eurotiomycetes; Eurotiales; Aspergillaceae
Product: putative MFS transporter
Exons: 7
Coding region: 1-1494 (497 amino acids)
Biological process (GO): transmembrane transport
Cellular component (GO): membrane
Molecular function (GO): transmembrane transporter activity
Source: RefSeq, a predicted model, not a curated record